Molecule: messenger RNA, 4555 nt
Organism: Castor canadensis (American beaver)
Lineage: Eukaryota; Metazoa; Chordata; Mammalia; Rodentia; Castoridae
Gene: Frmd6
Product: FERM domain containing 6
Biological process (GO): positive regulation of hippo signaling
Cellular component (GO): cytoskeleton; cytoplasmic side of apical plasma membrane
Source: RefSeq, a predicted model, not a curated record
GGGCUGAGAGCAACAGCCAGGCUCGGCGCCGGCAGGAAGCGACCACGAGCUGACCGGAGUCCGACGCCUGAUGCCUGGGACUUCUCGAGCUAUGAAACCUACACAGUGGAACGCCAUGAUGCUUCUCCUGCCAGGCAUGUGAUGAGAAGAGUUUGGCUUUGGAGUGCUGGCAACCUGAGCAGUUGCUGAGGACUCAGAGCCCAGUCCCGAACACUAGAGAGCCUAUAACACGAUGAACAAAUUGAAUUUCCAUAACAACAGAGUCAUGCAAGACCGCCGGAGUGUGUGCAUUUUCCUUCCUAAUGAUGAAUCUCUGAACAUCAUCAUAAAUGUGAAAAUUCUGUGUCACCAGUUGCUGGUCCAGGUGUGUGACCUGCUCAGGCUAAAGGAUUGUCACCUCUUUGGACUCAGUGUUAUACAAAAUAAUGAACAUGUGUACAUGGAGUUGUCACAAAAGCUCUAUAAGUAUUGUCCAAAAGAAUGGAAGAAAGAGGCCAGCAAGGUACGACAAUACGAAGUCACUUGGGGCAUUGACCAGUUUGGGCCUCCUAUGAUUAUACACUUCCGUGUGCAGUACUAUGUGGAAAAUGGCAGACUGAUCAGUGACAGAGCAGCAAGAUACUAUUAUUACUGGCACCUGAGAAAACAAGUCCUUCAUUCUCAGUGUGUGCUCCGUGAGGAGGCCUACUUCCUGCUGGCAGCCUUUGCCCUGCAGGCUGAUCUUGGGAACUUCAAAAGGAAUAAGCACUAUGGAAAAUACUUUGAGCCGGAGGCUUACUUCCCCUCUUGGGUUGUUUCCAAGAGGGGGAAGGAGUACAUCCUGAAGCACAUUCCAAACAUGCACAAAGAUCAGUUUGCACUGACUGCUUCCGAGGCGCAUCUGAAAUACAUCAAAGAGGCUGUCCGACUGGAUGACGUCGCUGUUCAUUACUACAGACUGUACAAGGAUAAAAGGGAAAUUGAAGCUUCACUGACCCUUGGACUGACCAUGCGGGGAAUACAGAUUUUUCAGAAUCUAGAUGAAGAGAAACAAUUACUUUAUGAUUUCCCCUGGACAAAUGUUGGAAAGUUGGUGUUCGUGGGUAAGAAGUUUGAAAUUUUGCCCGAUGGCUUGCCCUCAGCCAGAAAACUCAUCUACUACACAGGGUGCCCCAUGCGCUCCAGACACCUGCUGCAGCUUCUGAGCAACAGCCACCGCCUCUACAUGAACCUGCAGCCUGUCCUGCGCCACAUCCGGAAGCUGGAAGAAAAUGAAGAGAAGAAGCAGUACCGGGAAUCCUACAUUAGUGACAACCUGGACCUCGACAUGGACCAGUUGGAAAAGCGGUCUCGGGCCAGCGGGAGCAGUGCGGGCAGCAUGAAGCACAAACGCCUGUCUCGUCAUUCCACCACCAGCCAUAGCAGCUCCCAUACCUCAGGCAUUGAGGCAGACACCAAGCCCCGGGACACAGGGCCAGAGGACAGCUACUCAGGCAGCGCCAUCCACCGCAAGCUGAAGACCUGUAGUUCAAUGACCAGCCAUGGCAGCUCCCACACCUCGGGGGUGGAGAGUGGCGGCAAAGACCGACUGGAAGAGGACUCACAGGAUGAUGAAAUAGAGAUGUUGGUUGAUGACCCCAGGGACCUGGAGCCUAUGAAUGAAGAGUCUCUAGAAGUCAGCCCAGACAUGUGCAUCUACAUCACAGAGGACAUGCUCCUGUCCCGGAAGCUCAAUGGACAUUCUGGAUUGAUUGUGAAAGAAAUCGGUUCUUCCACAUCCAGCUCCUCAGAAACAGUAGUCAAACUUCGUGGUCAAAGUACUGAUUCUCUUCCACAGACUGUGUGUCGAAAACCAAAGACGUCCACUGACCGGCAUAGCUUGAGCCUUGAUGACAUCAGACUUUACCAGAAAGACUUCCUGCGCAUUGCAGGUCUGUGUCAGGACGCUGCUCAGAGUUACACCUUUGGGUGCGGCCAUGGACUAGACGAGGAAGGCCUCUACUGCAAUAGCUGCUUGGCUCAGCAGUGUGUCAACAUCCAAGACGCCUUUCCAGUCAAAAGAACCAGCAAGUACUUUUCUCUGGAUCUCACUCACGAUGAAGUUCCAGAGUUUGUUGUAUAGAGUUCACCUUCAGGCAGCCAUGCUGAAGGUGUUUGCUAGAGGCUAUGGAAGUCCUAGAUUCUUUACAUAUUACUUGUGCCAUAUUUUUUUCACCACAGACAUAACUCUUUCUUUAUAAUAUUUGUGAUGGAAUCAAAAGCCUUGGGACAAUUGCACUUUAAGUAUUAUGCAGAGGUAAAAGAACUACAGAGAAUGUACAGCAAGUCAAGGGCCCACAUGUUUAUUGACCCUUUGGAAGGAAAUGUGCUUUACUGUCACUGUGGUGUGUUUGUUCAUCUGUUGUUUUUCAGUUCACGUACAUUUUUUAUCACAUGGAAGGAAGGUGUUAGGCUUAUUCAUUAGCUUGUAAAUUUUCUUUUUUACUGCUUCCUCAUGAAAUGCUCAUGGUUUGAGGGAAAAGGGAGGCAGGUUCUCUCUUCUUUUAAAGGAGAGACCAUUGCUUAGUAUAUAGCCAUUGCUGCCUCACUGAGGCUGUCCCAAAGUGAACACUAGCAAAGUGGUCAAAGUCAUGUGGUUCUCGCAAGCCAAAGAUGUGCUCACAACAGAAGCACCCCGCUCAGAGCCAAGAAGACAUGAAUUAAGCAAUAACCAGAAGACUGCAUGCUGUGAUCCUUGUGACUCCUUCACGCCUGGUCAGUGCUGUGUCCUCCUCUUUGCUCUUCUGGGAAGCACUGGGAUUCAGUCGAGUUCCUCAUCUAAGUAAGAGAUGAAUUGUGCUCGUGACAUAGUGUAUUUUGUGGGUUUACAAAACCCGUGUUGUUAAAAUGAUGGAAAUGUUUUAGAAAAUGUUUGUGCUUGGUGGCGUUUUGUUUUUAUUUUUUUAAUUAUCAAGAACAAAUUAUGGCAAUGAUAGCUUCUGCUUAACCAAAAUACUCAGAGCAUAUGUAUAUGUAUACACGGGUUGUAUGUUUGUGUUUAAAACUUAGUAAUCCUUCAUUUUGGCUUCUAUGAUUAUCUUACAUACAUAGAAUUCCUUGUUUAGUAUUGAGGCUACAUUGCUGAGUGAAUGAUACCUACAGACAAUCACUUGAUAUAUAGAGCGUUAAGAAUGACUUUCUUCUCAUGUGCCUAUGGCCAUGAUUCUCAACCCUGGUUGCAUAAUAUAAUUAUUUGGGAGCUUUUGGAAACAUAACAAUGCCUGGACCCCACCCCCAACCAGUUAACUCAGUCUCUUAUGGGCAGGCCCAGGCAAAAUUGCCUUUUAAGGUUUUUUAGUUGGAUGAAUAUGCAACAGGGCUGAAAACCACUGUUCCAGAGGAUGUCUUUGUGUUAAUUUUGAAAUAAAAGUAUGCAGAAGAUGUUGAUGGAUGAGAAAAGGCCAUUUUUAAGACAGUUACUGCUGUGCUGCUGUGAUGAUAUGUAAUGAAAAUAAGUCAGGAAAAUGAAUUUAUCAACCUUUUGAUAAAGGUUGAGUGUUGCUCAUGCUUCAGGAGAGAACUUCAUAGCACAAUGUCUUUCUAUGAGAUGUUUUUAAUGAUUUAAUAUUUUACAACAUUUGUUUACCAUAUUUUGAUACACCAUUUUUGCUAUCUGCCAGGUUUUAUUAAAAAAAAACUAUAUAUUAUUUUCUAAAGAAACAGUCAUAUUUUUGUACAAAAUUACGUUUUCAGACAACAAGGAACUAGAUUUAGGGUACAGCAGAACUGAAACAGUGUUACCCGUGGAUGGACGUCAGCAUUAUUAAAUAAAUGGAGCCCCAUCCAGCUUCCCCCGUGUACCACACAGGGUCAGCAGAAACUCCUCGUUAGCCUCACGCGACUCUUUAAAAGGAAAAAAAGGUCUGUAUAGUUCUGUGGUCAUGAGAUUAUUUUGCUUUUGUCAAAUGCUUUAAAAGAACCAAAGUUUCAGAUAUCAGACUGUGUAAAAGUGUCUCAGUCUCUGUGUGAAAGGGUAAAAGCAUGGCAGAAUCAUUGAAUGACUGUCUUGCUUAUUGUCAUUCAGUGGUCCAGAAUUUCUUACAGGUGCCUAAGAGACAAAUCCUGGUUUGUACUGUAAAGAGCCUAGAUAAUAAUGCAGUGUGCAUUUCCUCAGCUCCUAGCAUUUCUUGCAAACAUAAGGAAAAAAAUGUUAUUUAAUUGAACAGGUAGUGCUUUGUACUUAUUUUCUCUCUACUUCAGCCAGAAUCAGGUCUUCAGGGUCUUGCCCACAUUGUUGGUGGCUCUGCACACCCUCUUUCUAAUUGGAUAAAGUGAAAGAUGCUAGAAAACAGUUUUGCUUUUUGAUCCUCUGGUGGCAGCAAAAUUAUAUAUACAUAUGUAUAGGAGAAUCCUCUUUGAAUAAUCUACAUUUUUGUAUUUGGAAAUUGUUUUAAAAAAUAAAAAAGGAAAAGAAAAGUAUAAAGCUGUUAUUUAUUCUGCAUUUGUUACAUAUCCAUUGCUAGUAAGUGUACCAGUUUGGUAUAUAUUGCCUCCACAUGUCAUCUACAAUUGUAUUUGCAACAGUGAGCUUAUAUCU